CUCCCGCUGCUCUCGGUACCGCAGGCUCCACGGCUUUGGGCCUCGGCCCUUCGGGAGCGGACUCGGUGCGGGGCCGCGCGCUCUCCGCCCGGGGCAGGGCUGGGACCGAGGUCCCGCGUCCCGCGCGCGCGAGGUCACGUGCGCGGCCGUCUGCAGGAAUGCAGCAGCUCGCAGGGAAAGUUUGCCGGGCGCGCGGCCCCGGUGCGGGCGGGCGCGCAGAGGAAGGAAGAGCCGCGAGGAGGCGGAGCCGCGCGGUCGGGCGGGCGGGCGCGUCUCUCAACUUCAGCUUUGGCGUCCGGAGAGUUUCUUUCUCAGUCGGGCGCAGCCGCCGCCGGGGGUUAAAGAAAGGGAGGAGGAAGGAACAAGGAAAGGAAAUAGGAGGGAGGGGGAGGGGAGAGGCCACGAGCUGCCCGGCCGCGCUCGCGGGGCCUUGAGGGUCGGGGUUCCGGGCCGCCCCUCCCGAGGCGCAGCCGCGGGACCAGCGGCGCCGGGGCGCGGGGCGCAGGGCGGGGGCGGAGGCGCGGGGCGGGGAUGCGGGCCGCGGCGCAGCCCCCCGGCCCUGAAAGCGAGCACCGCGCCGCCGCCGCCCCGCCGCCCAGCGCCGCCUCUCGCGUCCCGUCCCGUCCCGUCCCGGCCGUGCCGACCCGACCCGGGCGGAGCCCUCGCCCGCCUGGCCAGGGGGUGCGCGUCGGGGGAGUCCGAAGCCAUGGAUCCCGGGCAGCAGCCGCCGCCCCAGCCGGCCCCGCAGGGCCCCGGGCAGCCGCCCGCACAGACCCCCCAGGCCCAGGGUCCCCCGUCCGGGCCGGGGCAGCCGGCACCCCCGGCGGCCCAGGCGGCGCCGCAGGCCCCCCCCGCGGGCCACCAGAUCGUGCACGUCCGGGGGGACUCGGAGACCGACCUGGAGGCGCUCUUCAACGCCGUCAUGAACCCCAAGACGGCCAACGUGCCCCAGACCGUGCCCAUGAGGCUCCGCAAGCUGCCCGACUCCUUCUUCAAGCCGCCGGAGCCCAAGUCCCACUCCCGACAGGCCAGUACAGAUGCCGGCACUGCGGGAGCUCUGACUCCACAGCAUGUUCGAGCUCAUUCGUCCCCAGCGUCCCUUCAGCUGGGCGCUGUUUCUCCGGGGACUCUGACCCCGGCUGGAGGCGUCUCUGGCCCUGCGGCUACCCCUACCGCCCAGCAUCUUCGCCAGCCAUCUUUUGAGAUCCCUGACGACGUGCCUCUGCCAGCAGGCUGGGAGAUGGCCAAGACUUCUUCUGGUCAGAGAUACUUCUUAAACCACAUUGAUCAGACAACAACAUGGCAGGACCCCAGGAAGGCCAUGCUGUCUCAGAUGAACGUGACAGCCCCCACCAGUCCACCAGUGCCACAGAACAUGAUGAACUCGGCCUCAGGUCCUCUUCCUGAUGGAUGGGAACAAGCCAUGACUCAGGAUGGAGAAAUUUACUAUAUAAACCAUAAGAACAAGACCACCUCUUGGCUAGACCCCAGGCUUGACUCUCGUUUUGCCAUGAACCAGAGAAUCAGUCAAAGUGCUCCAGUGAAGCAGCCCCCACCCAUGGCUCCUCAGAGCCCACAGGGAGGCGUCAUGGGCGGCGGCAACUCCAGCCAGCAGCAGAUGCGGCUCCAGCAGCUUCAGAUGGAGAAGGAGAGACUGCGGUUGAAGCAGCAAGAGCUGCUGCGGCAGGCAAUGCGGAAUAUCAAUCCCAGCACAGCAAAUUCUCCAAAAUGUCAGGAAUUAGCUCUCCGUAGCCAGUUACCAACACUGGAGCCGGAUGGCGGGACUCAAAAUCCAGUAUCUUCUCCCGGGAUGUCUCAGGAAUUGAGAACAAUGACGACCAAUAGCUCAGACCCCUUUCUGAACAGUGGCACCUAUCACUCUCGGGAUGAGAGCACAGACAGCGGGCUGAGUAUGAGCAGCUACAGUGUCCCUCGGACCCCGGAUGACUUCCUGAACAGUGUGGAUGAAAUGGAUACAGGUGAUACAAUCAACCAAAGCACCCUUCCCUCACAGCAGAACCGUUUCCCAGACUACCUGGAAGCCAUCCCUGGGACAAAUGUGGACCUUGGAACACUGGAAGGAGAUGGAAUGAACAUAGAAGGAGAGGAGUUGAUGCCCAGUCUGCAGGAAGCUUUGAGCUCUGACAUCCUUAAUGACAUGGAGUCUGUUUUGGCUGCCACCAAGCUAGAUAAAGAAAGCUUUCUUACCUGGUUAUAGAGCCCUCAGGUAGACUGAUUUCUAAAUCUGUGAAGGAUCUAAGGAGAUAAGACGUGCAUACCUGAAAUUUCCAAAUAAGCCAGGUGCAGUUUUCUGGCUAACAGAAAAAGAUGAACAAACGUCCAGCAAGAUUCUUUCAUCCACUAUUUUGCUCUUCCUUGUCCACUGCUGCUUUUAAUAUAUUGCUGACCUCUUUCACAGUUGGCCCUAAAGAAUCAAAAAAAAAAAAAAAUUUUUUUUUUUUUUUUGUUUGUUUGUUUGUUUUGCUGUUAUAACUACUGUUUGUUCCUGGGGCUGGGGAAAGUGAGCCUGUUCGGAUGAUGGAUACCAUUCCUUUUGCCCAGUUAGAUGGUCACCAAUCAUUUUAACUAAAUACUCAGACUUGGUUUGAAAUGCUUCAUGUCACAACAUUUAGUUUAUCCAAGAAUUGUUCCUUCAGCUGCCUUUGGCCAGUGGAAAAACAUGUCUUACUGGUCUGACAAACCAAAAAUGUCACAUCGGAUAUUAAAUACCUAAUGGUGAUUUGGAGAGAUAGCUGAAA
This is a messenger RNA of Castor canadensis (American beaver), 2759 nucleotides long. RefSeq names its product Yes1 associated transcriptional regulator (gene Yap1). The record is from RefSeq and is a predicted model, not a curated record. Lineage: Eukaryota; Metazoa; Chordata; Mammalia; Rodentia; Castoridae. Gene Ontology annotation, biological process: positive regulation of transcription by RNA polymerase II; hippo signaling. Gene Ontology annotation, cellular component: nucleus; cytoplasm. Gene Ontology annotation, molecular function: protein binding; transcription coactivator activity.